AUUCAUCAGAUGCCUCAAAAGCUACUGAUGAAGUCCUUGUUGACACAGAUAUAUCAGCAGUCUUGAGUUCAAAUAAUUUUGUAGCAAUUAAGCUUGAGAAUGGUACUGAAAGUGCCUUGCAGUUUUCUCAGAUCUAUCCUUUGGUGCUUGUUCCGUCACUGUUUUUCAUUAGUGGUCAGACAGGAUUACCAUUAGAAGUUCUUGGAGGACCACUCACCAAAGAAAAUAUAAAGCAGAAGCUCACCUCUUUGGUUCCUGAAGAAAAUCAGGGAGCUAGUGCUGCAGUGUCAGCUAAUGAAAAUGUGAAUGAGGGUGGUACACAGAACUCCAGUAAACAGCCAGAAAAGGAAGAAGAGACACCAAAAUUGACAGAGGAUGGUGCUGCUUCUGCCUCUGCUUUGAUUCAGCCGCCAAAGAGUUGAGCCCAGAUGACCAAGCAUCCCCGUCCGGUUUAGGCAAUGAAAAGAAGUCGGAGGCAAAUGUAACCCCAGACUCUGGAAUUCAAGAUGAUUCAGGAACUCCAGAACGUGAAGAAAAUGACAGCGAAGCAAUAGAUGAUUCAGUCAGCUUGGAAGAUAGAGUAGAGAGAGCAAAAGUUCUUCUUGCUGAAAAACGAGCAGCUCAGGCACAGGAGAAAGCACAUGAGGAGAGACAGAAGGAAAUUGAACGCAGAAAGAUGGGUCAAGAGAUAGCCAAAAGGAAAUUGGAGCAGGAAAACAAGGAGAUCCGAGCUGCAGCAAGAACGCCGAAAAGACAAAGAAGAGGACAGAUUAGC
Penaeus vannamei (Pacific white shrimp) is the source of this 775-nucleotide messenger RNA. NCBI's taxonomy places the organism in Eukaryota, Metazoa, Arthropoda, Malacostraca, Decapoda, Penaeidae. The record is from RefSeq and is a predicted model, not a curated record.